This is a messenger RNA of Dendronephthya gigantea, 9182 nucleotides long. Its product is annotated as zinc finger FYVE domain-containing protein 26-like. Gene Ontology annotation, biological process: regulation of cytokinesis; mitotic cytokinesis; double-strand break repair via homologous recombination. Lineage: Eukaryota; Metazoa; Cnidaria; Anthozoa; Malacalcyonacea; Nephtheidae. The transcript is spliced from 38 exons. Gene Ontology annotation, molecular function: metal ion binding; phosphatidylinositol-3-phosphate binding. The coding region runs from base 151 to 9063 and encodes 2970 amino acids. The record is from RefSeq and is a predicted model, not a curated record. Gene Ontology annotation, cellular component: midbody; lysosomal membrane; centrosome.
UAUGUCACAUGAGUGCUAUGUAGUAUUCUCGAAGUUCGAAGAUCGUGGGUUCGAGAAAAAUAUCAAAUUUUUACCUUGAAAUGUACUAAAGAAUUACUAGUUUCUGAAGUUCUGCACUUCGGUGUCAAAUUUCCUUGUAUAAAAUGGUACAUGGCAGGUUCGUUUGAAACCAUCGAUUUGUUGUUGGACAAAUGCUCCCUUUCAUCGCAACUUUUGUAUAAAUUCCUAUAUAAUAACCUACGUGUUGGACAGUGGGAGCUUGCCAGAGCAUGCAUUGAGGCGCUGCUGCAAAACGACGGGAGCUAUGAAGAGAAAUUUGCAGAUUUACUGAGGAAUGUUAUUGAUGAACCACUUCUGUACAGUGAUGGAUCUCAUUCUGUGGAAACACCAUUUCAUUUGUCCUGGCUUGCUUCACUGGAGUUUCUUAAGCAUUUCAGGGGAAAGAUUGAACUUCCAAAAACACUCCAACUUAAACUUGAGUUCAGGUUGUUGUUGCAGUCUUGCAAUGUAGAACAUGUUCCUCUUGAAAUUCUUCAGGAAUUGGACUAUUAUCACUCGGAACUCCUGGGUGAUAGUCGAUCAGGCAUCACUACCAUCGUACCUGAUGUCAGCAUGUCCUGGGUAGAUCACUUGAAGACGCUAAUUUCCAAACAACCUCGACACGCUCAUGCAAUUAUCCACAGUCUGAUCGUACCGGAUGCCAGAUAUGCUAACAACAAUCUCUUCUUUUACAACCUAUACUUGGACCUGCUCAAGGAUAAGUUGAACGAAAUGACCAGCUUGGAAAAUAGUCUAAAAGAGGCGACUACGCCGGGCGAACUUAACAAAACUGCCAAAGCUAUGUUGAAGAAACACAGUUUGAGCUGUCAAAACGUGCAUCAGUUGUUAUCUUCAAUGGAUGUGCACUUACUUAUAGAUCAUCCAGAAAUUGACGAAGUCUUAAUGAACUUGUUGUACAAGGCACAAAGCAAUCCAACUGGUAAUUUUACAAAAGGCUCUCUUUAUUCGUCGAUGCUCUGUCAUCCGUCGCCUUACCUAUUUCGACGUUUUUGCGAUUUUGAGACCGAAUAUCAACUUGGCAAUAGCUUCAGGAGUUUUUCUGAAGUUUCAUCAGCUCCGAGGUUUUUCGUUCCGUCUGAAAGUCUGUUGACAAGAACAUGCGAGAAGAAUCGACCCACUGCGUGGAAAUUAUUAUAUUUGUAUGCGAAACAGGAUCACCACAUUUUAGAAGAUGUUGUGAAUACAUGUGUGGAAUUCGCCCAACAAGGUGACCUGGACAAGGUCAUUCAAAUUCUUUCUUGUGAUGAAUUUUCGCCACUGAAAGUACUGGUAUUGCUGUUGGCGUGGCCACAUUGUCACACUUGUGACAGAGCUCAAAAACUACUGGAUGGUUUAUGGGAUCGUGAACGAUCUUCUGAACAUGUUCUUUUAAACCAAGCAUGUACCAAAUUGGAAUAUCAGUUGCAUCUUGUAAAGUGGUGUUUGGAUAAAGCGACGCCAUUGCUAGCUGCCGACGAAUCAUCUUCAGAAGAACAUCAAAAAGUGUACGAAAUGUUUCAGAGUCUAGAUUCCCAUUCUGUCUUACAUGUACUACACCAGUCUACAAAUCUCUCUCAAUUGCCCGAAAGCGAAGUGCUGGAGAUCUUACAAACUAGACCUGUAUUCUCCUGUGAAAAUUCCUCUGGGUCGCAGGCGGAAAUUGCUGCAGACACUAACGUUGAAACUGGUGAAGCGGAAAUACAACGUGAUAUUGCGCUGUAUCACGGCUUCUGCUCCAUGCGUGGUUUCCUAGAAGCAAUCAUGCCCGGGCAGGCCGAAAAUGAAUGCACUGAUGCAACAGCGAAAAUCCGAGAAUCAUGCGAUCACGUGAGCAGCAUAUACCCUAUCACGUUCCGAGUAGAGAUCCUGGAGAAUAUAUUUAGCUUACUUUUUGUUUCAUCUGAACACUUGCUGGAAGAGAUUUCAGCCGCUUACGAAACUGACGACUUGGAGACUAUAGAUAGCCGAAGUUUACGAAGUAGCCGAACCGGUAGCUUUGAAAGUUUUGUAAGCGUUGAUAGUCCCUGGAGACCUUCGAGAAAUUUGGAACAAUCUGCUUCGCGGCCGAUGUCUCCUGAACCGGCUGGCAGGUUAGACGGAGAACGCUUAAAGCAGUCGCCAUUCAUGGAUGCCGGCUCGAGGGGAACGAAAGACAGUGAAGACACAAGACGACUAGAUCUUUCAAAAGUCGAAACGACUUUGCCCGAAGGUGAGGCGAGAAGAUCCGCGUGUGCUCGAGAGCUGAAUUUCGACGAUGGCAAUGUAGCGCAAGACGAAUUUAGUGAGCUGUUCCCCCAGAAUUUAAAAGGAUCAAAAGAAAAACUUCUAGAUGUUUCAGAGCGUCACGCGAGAGGACUUUUAGUAAACAGAACAUUGCUUUGCCAGUUUUUGGAAAUACUAAGGGAGUGUUUAGAUGAGGUUAUACGGUUAAAAUCUGUGCCAGAGGAAUUGGACAAAGUAGUCUACGCCGAUUGGAUGAAGACGUCUGUUUCCAUGGCAACACUUGACCAACGAAUAUCACGUCUGAGCCAGUAUAUUAACGAAGCACAGUGGAGAUACCAGCUUGUGUCCACGUGUUGCGAUGUCGACGACUUGGAGGAUGACGUGAUGGACGACCAAACAGGCUUCUUUUCGGAUGACAGUGAUCUAGAUCUUGAAGUUGGGAAAGACGAAGACGAGAAGCGUGAUGGCAAUGUUUCGAAACCUUCAAAACGAAGGAAAAAAGAUUUAGACGAAGGGGAAGCUACAAAACCGUCGGCAGUAGCAACCUCGCUUGAGGUUAGCAUCCCUCGCUUGCUUUCCUCACCGAGCAGCCUCGUCUACAUGUGUAUGAAGAAGGACAGCUACGCUCAGGCCAAAAACAUCAUCAAACUUUUUAACGUCGAAGAAGAAGACAGCUCUAAAGCUGUUCAUUUUGCAGAGGAGUACGAAAAGUCGUUUCAAAAAUUGACACAGAUCGAAAAAAGUAAAAAGAAGGAAAAAUCCUCGACGAAAACGCCCGAAAAAAAAGGAAGACUUUCCGCUUUAAAGAAUGUUGCCUCUGUAGCAGCCGUCGGUAUCGCUGCCACGUCGACUACAAGUAUAGUGGAGGAAUUAUUAUUAUGUGCAAGCACUGACCUCGCGAGCAGCGGUUUCACUCUCACUGCGCCUGCACACGCGCAUUUCCUCCAUGCGCUUGUAUGUUUUGACUUCUUGUGCACGGGACAGAUUACCAAACACUCCUGCAAGAAUUACUUAAAAAUGGCCAGGAGCAAAAUGGACAUAGCUAUGGACAUAGAGCCGCUGACACCUUACACAUUACAACGUAUCGCCGAAACUUUGAGCAAUUUUGAAAGCUUGCUGGAUGAGGUUGAUGCACCAACUGCACUUUGUAAACGUUUCGGUGACAUAAAACCGCUGAAUGCGAAAUCAGUAAAGAACGACAAAGAUUUGCAGAUCCUUCAAGAUAAUGCCUUUGCAAAACUCGAGCUUGCUAUCGACGAUGGUGAUACAGUUAUUAAAGACAUCUCAGAAUUGUCGCCGGAAUUGCCUGCGUAUCUAAAGUUCAAGCAAAUGGAUCAAAAGACAGCUGUGAGAGUCGCCAUGGCUGAUUUCCACCAUGCGUGUGACUGUCAGCGAGAUGGGCGACUUCUGGUGGUCGGCCGAGAACGAUGGUUGGUUAAACAUAGACUGGAUUAUAUAAAGAGCUUGUAUAAUCACGUGAAUAUGUUGAGCAAGUGGGAAUUGUUCUGGAACCUUAGUUCGAAAGAAAGAAGUAAUAUCCAAGUCUCUCGAAAACCGAUUGGUUUGCAAGCAACAAACCCGUUCGUUGUUUUAACCCAUGGAUUUGAUGAUAUCGCUGGAAAGCCUUUAUUCGAGAGGAACGUUCCUCCCAAAAAAAUGGAAUCGAUGUGCAAAAAGAUGAAUGUGAACCUAAUUCGUAUCAUCGUUCACAAUUGUUGUCCUGUUGUUCCGGCUUUCGGACCUGUACGACGCCAAGAGCGUUUGUUAUUAUCCUCAUCGAAAGUUGUUCUCAAUGCAUCACCUGAUACUGAGAUUGCAAAUGUUGAUGAUCCAGUCCAGUUUUCUGAAAUGCUUGUUACCAAAAUAAAGGAGCUGCUGCAAGUGAUGAAAGAUUCGGAGUCAGAUGUGGUUGACGUUCAGUCUCUGCUAGUUCUCUUUACGUCGCCUACUUACGUCCUUCUGUUGAAAGAAGUGCACAAGCUCUCGUAUGUCGAUUUAAACGCGAUAGCCAGCGACGAGGAAAAAAUAUGUUUUUUCACCAACGUGCUGAACAUGUUAUUGUCCCAAGCAGCUAUUACAGAGGUGGCCGUUUGUGCCUCGCGCAAGGAUGCACGAUCUCGUGAUUUAGGUCCGGCUGAUUACAGUUUCAAUGAUAAAUAUUGGGAGAAGAGCUUGCCAAGACUGGAUUUCUCAUAUUGUCGCACAUCCUAUUUGAAGAAGUAUGGUUAUAACAUUGGACAACUCGGCUUUGUCAGUGCUUUCGAUCUUUGGUUUACGAUCCUACGAACUGGGUUACCUGUUCCAGCAACUGCUCAGAACGCAUCCUCGUCUUCACAAGUGAGUUAUCGUUACGAACGCUACCAACCAAGAUCAAGUGACUUCCGCUUGACCUUCGCUAUCUGGGAUGGUACCAUCUCCUCUCCUGAAAUGCAGGCCUUAAAUCCAGAGAACAUCCAAAGCGAAUUGGAUAACGCCAUUUCAGACUAUCUUUCCAGAAAUGUCGAAGUUAUUGAAGAUGAUAAGAUAUACCUUCCAGAACUGUUAAAAUGGUAUAAGAAUGAUUUCAUGUCUACUUUGUCUGAUCGCUCCGGAGAAUUAGACCCAAACAGCUUCGGUGAAGAUGAAAAUUGGGUGGAAUUAAUGCUUCAAAUAUCUCCUUAUCUUCGCGGGGCACAAUUCCAGAAAUUUGACGAUCUUGCGACCCAACUUAAUAUCGAGUUCACACCGCAUUGCUGGAAAUUCGGUUUUCAAUUUUCAACUAUGGAAGCGACAACUCAAGGAGAAACAUCGUACAAACCCUCCACCCCGAUUAUGCCGAAGUAUACUUUGACCUCGGCCCUUUCAAAUUACCUCAGCGAACGGUCCCCACUAGUGGCGACCUUAGUUAAUCUCAGUUGUUCCCAGGACUCAAAUCAACCCGCAAAAGAAAGCCGGAAAGGUGAAGACCUUCCGUUGCUGACAACAAGCCUUGUGAGCCCCGGUACACAGAGUUUAGAAGUCACUUCGCCCUUUGAAUUCGCCAUGGGACAAGCAGUCAAAUUUCCGGUACUUCAACGUCACAUCACCUCGGCGUUUUUUUCCGUGUCUAAGUUCCUGUAUCUCGAUGGCCAGACAAAGUCUCUCCAGUCCACUUCAGUCUCGGCAAAGUUUGCCGCUCGAAAUCAAUCGCGUUUGUUUCUUCUCGACGAACGAAGUUCGGACGUUGCCGAGAUGUUUCUGCGUGCGGUGAACUAUGCGUGGCGUAAGGCAGACUGGGAACUACUCCUAGAGAUAUUCAAUUCAUCGUGUAUAAACCAAUAUGGCGCAUUACGUGGACCAGAUGACUUCGUGCUCGAGAAAGCGUUUGGAAGUGCCCUGGAACCGAGUCCGGACGACGAUAUCGCUGCCCAGACUGCUUCCACUUUGCGAAACUUCAACAUUACAGCGCCAAACUUUGAUUUGAACUGGAAAAAAGAAAAGUGGUUGUUGCUGUUCCGUAUCAAAGAUGAUUGUGUUCGCGCUGAAAUUGUCAUGCGAUGUUUACACAACUGGAGUGAUGUUACAGUAGGCCUUACGUUGCUUCAGUUUUGUUUAUCGAAACCGCCGACUGACCAACAAUUGUUAGAUUGUCUUAGGAAGAAAACAAAACAACUCAAUCUUUGUAAAAAGAUUAAACAUUGCCAACCCAGUUAUGAAUCCGACAGAGUAAACGUUAAUCAUGAAUCGUGGAAAGAUGUCGUUGAUCAGAGUGUUCGUAAUCCUGAGAUCGUCUUACAAGCCUUGCAAGAUCGCGAAAGAUUUGAUUUGGUUCAAGAAUGGAUCGAUGUUUAUGGUUAUCCAUCCAACUUACGGGAGAAAAUACACGAAGAUUACCUGAAAUUCUUGCUGACAAAAACUCCGAUUGACGUCACGGAAGUUUACAUGUAUCUGGAGAAAAUACAAGAUCCUGAAAAGACUUUGGAAAUUUGUGAACGGUUGUUGGCGAAACAAUUACCAACUCCUAACACAGUAUUUAUUACUCACUUUAUGAUAUCAGAUCUCGGCGCUUUGGUAAAUCCUGAUAGAAAACGCGAGCUACUUCGGCAGCAACUUGGCGCCAAAGCUGCUCUGUGUAUUCCCGAGUGCAACCGAAUACCGUACGAGGCCCUUACGUCUCAACCGUUGUUGCUGUUGGAGCAGCUUCUGAUUGAUAUGAAAGUGGAAUGGGCUGGAAAAGUGUUCGAAGAUUUGCAGGCAGAAAUGAAGACAAACGGGAAUUACGACGAGCUGUUUAGAGAAGAGAUCUCUGUGGAAGCUUUUGAUAAACUCUUAGUUGUUUACGCCACAAAAGCGCUGAAAUUUAAUGUGGUAACUUACGAGCAAGAGGACAUGGACACGCGCCAUAUAAAAACGUCCACUCCUAUCAAAGGUCAUCGGAGAAAUACUAGCAUCGGGGCCACGCGGUCGUUGCGAAGUGAAAAGCAGCAUCCUGGAACUUUUAAGAUCCCCGAGAAAAUUCCUGCUGAGGAGGACUGGGAACCAGAUUAUAAGCAUAGUGUGUGUAUGAUAUGCAAAGAAGUCACCUUUAACAUGUUUGUACGACGCCAUCAUUGCCGUCGCUGUGGCAGAGUGGUUUGCGAUGCAUGCUCUCCGUUCAAACGUGUCCUGUCAAACUCCGGUCGAACUCCUGUGCGCAUUUGUAAAGAUUGUGAUAGAGCCAUGUUUGAACAAAGCUUCAGACAGAAGGAGGCAGAGAAAGUCAGUCGCACUGGUUCUUUACCAACAAAUAUUAGUAAAAGUUUUGAAGGCAGAGCAAGCGCUGAAUUCCGAGAAAGACUAGACUCAGCAGUUCUGAAAUUGGAUGACGAAUUUAAUUUUGAUGGUAACCAAGAAGGCGCCAGGCUAAGUCUAAAUGAAGAAUCAAAUGAAGAGAUUCGAGAAAACUUUCUGUAUGAACAAGCUCCUAGUUCGUCUCUAUGCACCUCGAUCCUAGCGUUGCAUGGCGAUAGUAAAACCUGUGCAGAGCUUUUGCUCGACCUUUGCAAUAAACUGUCACAGAAACUGGGAAUGAGCGAAGAAAUUGACAACAAUCUGUUAAUAAGCAUCAUCUGUCAACUGUUGUAUCAUGCUAAGUUGAAAUUUACGAAUUGUGGUGAAACUCACGGGGUGGAACUAUGUGACACUUACAUGAGUCGUGUGGAGUUGGUAAAAUUCCUCAUAGAAUCCAAUUUCUAUGAAGUGCCAUCGAUUGAAGACUUGAUGUCUUCCCAGUCUGCAAGGCGACUUCGCGACAAAUUGAUUGAGAAUGAAAGUCUGUCCUUGGCGAUGGAGGUAACUACAAAAUGUGGACUUGAUCCGGGAGCUGUCUGGGGGGCCUGGGGCCUGGCUUACCUUCAAGUCGGACAAUUUAAGGAAGCUCGUAAGAAAUUCAAUAAAUUCCUGAAGCCAUCAGAACGUGGUAAAACAACACAAGGCAACCAACGUUAUCUCAAGAUGAUCAUUGACAUUCUGGAAACAUCUCCUAUGUUGUCAUUCGACUACCUCAUUGUUGGUGAUCUUGCCGCGAGUUUGGCUAGCUUACGUGAGCAUGCAAAAAAUACCAACGGGACACGAAUUAUGGAUCAAAAACGUUUUGAAGAAUGCAUUUUCUACCUGAAUAUGUACGGUUCAUAUUCUGGGGUUGUUACCUUUUAUGUUAACCACAACUAUUUGAAACUGGCCUGCAGGUUCAUAUUGGAGAAGAGAUGUGCUCCUGACAUUUUUACUGAACACCUUUUGAUGCCCGCAAUACGUCAUGGUCAGUUUGACCAGCUGCGUGACCUGCUGAAAAUGUUCGAUCCAUCGUUAGAAGUAUGGAUGCCUCAUCUUAAUGGCGCUUGCAGAUAUCUCAACCGAUCCAACUUGCUUAAUGUUCUGUAUCGAGUGCAGUUACUGAUGAAGGAUUAUUUCCGGGCAGCAAUGACGUGUAUCAAGUUCUACCAAGGUUUGCCCCAUCACGUUGCCACCAACUACACAGAUCUACAUUCAAGGUUGAACUACCUACAAGAUGCACUUUCGCACCUCCAAGCAGUACGGAAACACCAACAAUCGAAGAAAGGGACGCUUGCUAUGGUGUCUAGCUCGCUGCAGAAGAGUCUUGGAGAAUCGAACGAAGAUAAAUCUCGUUUGGCAAUCACGCCAACAGAACUGACCAACUAUAUGAAUACAAUAACUCUACAGAUUGAUGUGACGAAGUUUAUGUAUAAUUGUUUGGUGGAAGGAACUUUCCGACGAAAUAAGGGAAAAUCAGAGAAAAUUGGCACCUUGUUUGACAAUGCUAACGUCAAAUGUAACGUAGUUUCAAUGGUGUUACUGGCAGGCAAUACCGUCGAUGAUGGUUUCAGUUUGUCAUGUAGAAUAAUUCAGGAUUUUCGAAUGCCCACCUUUCAUGUGUACAAAAUAGUUGCAGAAAAGUUAGCAAGUGAGCAGAAAUUCAGUGAAAUUCAACUUCUGUUAUCAAACGCAAUGCAAACUCGAUUGAUGAAUGAUAAAGAUCAUGAUAGCGUUGUUAUUACUUUGCUUGGAAUGUUAACGGAUGAUGACAGGAAGUGGAAGCAAGCAGAGGCCCUUAUAAAGUCUUUAAAAGAUGAAGGAAAGAAGGUUGCAGCUUACAUACGUUUCCGUCGCCUUAAAACAGCCUACCUCAUUGCUGUGGCAAGCGACAGGGUUGAUGAUGUGAGAACCAUAGGAAACAUGGCGAAAGAAACGGAACAAACAAAAGUGUACAAUAUUUGUAUGAAGUGGUUAGAAACCAGGCAAGUAAGAAGAGAAAAACAAGACGUUUUCCCUGCGCAAAAAGAUUGAAUGUAAGGGACUGUUUACGUGAGCCCGGUUAUCCGAGAUUCAACGGAGCGUGAGAGGACUUUGAGGUAUUGAAAUUAGUCUUUAUGACACCAAACAAGCACAAUCAUACUAUUGUUGUG